Molecule: messenger RNA, 447 nt
Organism: Miscanthus lutarioriparius
Lineage: Eukaryota; Viridiplantae; Streptophyta; Magnoliopsida; Poales; Poaceae
Source: the annotation of a GenBank genome assembly
AUGGCGUUGUCGAUCGAGCUCACCAAGGAGUACGGCUACGUCGUGCUCGUGCUGGUGGCCUAUGCCUUCCUCAACUUCUGGAUGAGCUUCCAGGUCGGCAAGGCCCGCAAGAAGUACAAGGUGUUCUACCCCACCAUGUACGCCAUCGAGUCGGAGAACAAGGACGCCAAGCUCUUCAACUGCGUGCAGAGGGGGCACCAGAACUCUCUGGAGAUGAUGCCCACGUUCUUCGUCAUGCUGCUGCUGGGCGGCCUGCAGCACCCAACCAUCGCCGCCGGGCUGGGUGUCCUCUACGUCGUCGCGAGGUUCUUCUACUUCAAGGGAUACGCCACCGGCGUUCCGGACAACCGUCUCAAGAUUGGGGGGCUCAACUUCUUGGCGGUGUUUGGGCUGAUCAUCUGCACGGCAUCUUUCGGCAUCAACUUGGUCAUCAGGGAGACACUCUAA